AUGGAACGAGAUAGUCGGCAGAAGAGCCUUAAUGGGUUGACGUAUGCCCAGAACGAGGCGCAGGAGGAUUUCCGCAACACUCGACGGUGGGCGAAUGAGAUGGAAAGUGAGAAAGAGGCAGAGCGGCAGAAGGAGAUUGACUUGCAGAAGAUGGCGUGCAGAGAGGAGCGGCGGCUCGAAAUACGGACUAUGGAGGAGGAGGCAGAGAGGGAAGCUGUGCGGUUGAGUAAGGCUUUGGGGCAGAAGGAGAUGCAACAGAUACGGAGGGACCGACUGAGGGGGAGGAAGAAGAGCUAUUACCUGGCUGGACUAAAGUUGGUUUGCCAUGUCUAUGUGAGCUUGUAA
Molecule: messenger RNA, 345 nt
Organism: Pochonia chlamydosporia 170
Lineage: Eukaryota; Fungi; Ascomycota; Sordariomycetes; Hypocreales; Clavicipitaceae
Exons: 1
Coding region: 1-345 (114 amino acids)
Source: RefSeq, a predicted model, not a curated record